Vavraia culicis subsp. floridensis is the source of this 828-nucleotide messenger RNA. RefSeq lists its product as uncharacterized. The transcript has a single exon. Gene Ontology annotation, biological process: metabolite repair. Gene Ontology annotation, molecular function: ATP-dependent NAD(P)H-hydrate dehydratase activity. Lineage: Eukaryota; Fungi; Microsporidia; Pleistophoridae. The record is from RefSeq and is a predicted model, not a curated record. Bases 1 to 804 code for a protein of 267 amino acids.
AUGAAGGCCUUCAUGGAACCUGAAAACCAAAAAAUCUCUAAACUGCCCAAAAACUAUACAAUACCUAAAAAAUGUGCGGUAACAGAUUAUAAAACAUCUUCGGGUGUUCUUCUGCUGAUAGGUGGGUGUGAUCUUUACGUUGGAGCACCGUAUUAUGUAAGCAAGGCUGCAUACGCUACAGGCAUCGAUUUGUGUUAUGUACUGUGUGAUGGCAGUGCACUGAUACCAUUGAAAACACUUUUGCCAGAGUGUAUAAUUCUGAGUUUUGACCAAUUCAAAUUUGAAAAACACGAAUUUCUCUUGAGACGAAUUACUUGCUGUGUCCUAGGAUCGGGGUUAGGACGGUUGGAUGAACGUGCUGAAGCUUUUGUAAAAGGAAUAGUCGACAAAAUUCGUGUUCCUUUGAUUGUUGAUGGUGAUGGUUUGCAUCUUUGGGACAAAGUCAAUUUUACAUAUUCUGGCACCGUGAUCUUUACACCUAACAGAAAUGAAAGCGAGAAGUAUCUGAAGAAAGUUGAUUUAAAGAAGGACAUCGUGCUGAAAAAAGGACCGGUCGAUACCAUACUUCAUGGCAGUUCUGAAAUAGUGAUAAGUAACAAAUCGGGGUUGCGACGAUGUGGUGGUAUAGGAGAUGUACUUUGUGGCUUGCUGGCGUAUCUGACCAAUGUUUACGAUGAUAAGGUGCUGGCUUGUCAAUAUGCAUCGCUUAUCGUGAGAAAAGCUUCAUACAAGGUGUUCAAGAAAAUAGGGCGAUCUACAAUGCCUAAAAAUAUUAUAUCUCAGGUGCGUGCUAUGAAGCUAUGAUCAAUCGGCCAUUAAAUACUGGUG